AUGACUUCUUCCUUCUGGGCUUACUUGCCAAGUCCAAUGGCAACGAAUUCUGUACCAGCAGACCAUAUUAAACCGGAUGUUCCCUCUCCAUUCAGUCGAGCUCCUUCGGACCCUCUUCGACAACUCGAGUAUGUAGAAUUCCCUCUCCUUUCUAGCUUUCUAAGCAAGUCAAAUCGGUGCGGGAAAUACUCCUUAAGAAAGGAGUACCAAACCGACCAUGUAUGGUUUGUCUUGAAUACUGUGCCAAUCAAGGCAUGUAGAAUCCAUGCCCUUUAUGAUGGUGGCUGGUCACUAGACAUUUCAAUGCUGUCUAGGUUGCCAAAGCAUUUACAGAAUUGUGCCUAUUUGAGUGUUUUUGCAUGUGCAUGCUUGCGCGCACUUGUGUACGUGUUUCAGAAUUUAGGUGAGAUGAUGACUCUUGGGAUGAAUGAUGCGGCUAUUUCACCUAGUUUUAUUGAGGGAUUAACCCUGGAGGGUCCUGUCGGUCACACUGCACGGAAAAUAGCAUACCUGAUACGAUUACCGACUGAUGAGCACAGGUUAAAAGUGGGGAUUAGUUGGCUUACGAAGUCUGCCAUAGAUUCAGUCGCUUCAUUGCAGACUACUCUUACGAAAGUUCUUUCAGGCUCUUAG
This is a messenger RNA of Ilex paraguariensis (yerba mate), 633 nucleotides long. The record is from the annotation of a GenBank genome assembly. NCBI's taxonomy places the organism in Eukaryota, Viridiplantae, Streptophyta, Magnoliopsida, Aquifoliales, Aquifoliaceae.